AUGUCCUGCCUGUCGACUCCCUGGACUGUCUUGGCUGUCCCAGAGCUCCUAAAGAAUGCAGACUGCCAGAGUGAUGUAGAAAGCACUGUGGCGGCUGAGCACAGCGACAUCGAAACUGUCGAGGACUCUUGCCCUUCUGAACUCCCAUCGCCGCGCUCCAGUGGUACGGCUGACGCGUGUGAUGAAGAGGAGGGCCCAUGCAACGUGGUUGUGAGGAGCACGUUCAUCGAUGUGGAUGAUGGCCGGAGCCUGAUGCAAAGCUACAGGCAGCUGCGCAGAGCCAUGACCGAUUCGGUCUUGGCAGGCGCCUUUGCCGAAGAGGAGGCCUAUGAGCCUGGGAGGUUCAGCGAUGAACAUGCCAAGGUGCAAGAGGCAGCUAACGCGCCCUGUGCACCUGUAGCGGCAGAGCCCGUGCCACAGGCGACAGAGACCAGGACAGAGACGAGGACAGAGAAGGAUUCGGCCAAGCGCACGACUCCUGAGCGUACCACGCUGAUGCUUCGUAACAUUCCGAACAAUUAUUGUCGCGAGAUGUUCCUGGCUCUGUUGGAUGAGCAUGGCUUUGCUGGGCGCUACGACUUUGUUUACCUGCCCUGUGACUUCUACCGCCAGGCCAACCUUGGCUACGCUUUCGUGAACCUGGUGGACGGCGCGGCCGUCGACGAGCUGUGGCAGGCCUUCGAUGGCUUCUCAGGCUGGUCCCUGCCCACGGCCAAGGUCUGCCAGGUGAGCUGGAGUGGCCCGCACCAAGGCUUCAAGGCGCACGUGGAGCGUUACAGGAACAGCCCUGUGAUGCAUCGCAGCGUGCCCGACGAGUACAAGCCCGUCAUCUUCAAGAACGGUGUUCGCAAGAGCUUCCCACGCGUCUCUUGUCCAGUGCUGUUGAGCAGCGCAGGGCUGCCAGUGGUGAGGCAUGGCUGCGCCCAGUCGGCGGUGGACCGGUCCCUCACGGUGCCUUUGCCUCAAGCUGUGCACGAAUUUCGGCCCGAUGCUUUCCAGCAAGUGCAGGACUCUUGCCCUUCUGAACUCCCAUCGCCGCGCUCCAGUGGUACGGCUGACGCGUGUGAUGAAGAGGAGGGCCCAUGCAACGUGGUUGUGAGGAGCACGUUCAUCGAUGUGGAUGAUGGCCGGAGCCUGAUGCAACGCUACAGGCAGCUGCGCAGAGCCAUGACCGAUUCGGUCUUGGCGGGCGCCUUUGCCGAAGAGGAGGCCUAUGAGCCUGGGAGGUUCAGCGAUGAACAUGCCAAGGUGCAAGAGGGAGCUAACGCGCCCCGUGCACCUGUAGCGGCAGAGCCCGUGCCAGAGGCGACAGAGACCAGGACAGAGACGAGGACAGAGAAGGAUUCGGCCAAGCGCACGACUCCUGAGCGUACCACGCUGAUGCUUCGUAACAUUCCGAACAAUUAUUGUCGCGAGAUGUUCCUGGCUCUGUUGGAUGAGCAUGGCUUUGCUGGGCGCUACGACUUUGUUUACCUGCCCUGUGACUUCUACCGCCAGGCCAACCUUGGCUACGCUUUCGUGAACCUGGUGGACGGCGCGGCCGUCGACGAGCUGUGGCAGGCCUUCGAUGGCUUCUCAGGCUGGUCCCUGCCCACGGCCAAGGUCUGCCAGGUGAGCUGGAGUGGCCCGCACCAAGGCUUCAAGGCACACGUGGAGCGUUACAGGAACAGCCCUGUGAUGCAUCGCAGCGUGCCCGACGAGUACAAGCCCGUCAUCUUCAAGAACGGUGUUCGCAAGAGCUUCCCACGACCGACCAAGAAGGCCCGAAUCCUUUUCAAACAUGUCUGUACAGAAGGCAAGUGGACGCUCAGGCGUCUCUUGUCCAGUGCUGUUGAGCAGCGCAGGGCUGCCAGUGGUGAGGCAUGGCUGCGCCCAGUCGGCGGUGGACCGGCGCCUGUAAAGCUGCAGGCCGAGACAAUCACGGAAUUCGUAGCAAAACAUCUCUAG
Symbiodinium natans is the source of this 1947-nucleotide messenger RNA. Lineage: Eukaryota; Dinophyceae; Suessiales; Symbiodiniaceae. The record is from the annotation of a GenBank genome assembly.